GGAGGAGGAGGAGGAGGGGGAGGUGGUGGAGGUGGAGGCUGAAGCAGAGCGAGAGGCGGCCGCGGCGGGGUGGCUCGGCGGUGCGGCGCGCGGCCCAGAAGCAUUGGAAUCCUGAAUUGAGACGGCUACGCCUGAAGACAGCAGGAGUGGCGGGGCAGCCGCCGUCGCCGGAGAGAUGAGCCGGGAAGCCUGAGGCCGGAGACGCCCGCCCUCGGGCCUGUCCGCCCGGCUUCCCCGCUCCCGGUUACUGGAAGAUGAAAGAGACUAUACAAGGGACCGGGUCUUGGGGGCCUGAGCCUCCUGGACCCGGCAUAGCCCCAGCUUAUUCAAGUCCCAGGCGGGAGCGUCUUCGUUGGCCCCCACCCCCCAAACCCCGACUCAAAUCAGGUGGAGGGUUUGGGCCAGAUCCUGGGUCAGGGACCACAGUGCCAACCAGACGCCUUCCUGUCCCUCGGCCCUCUUUUGAUGCCUCAGCUAGUGAAGAGGAGGAAGAAGAAGAAGACGACGAGGAGGAAGAUGAGGAAGAGGAAGUGGCAGCUUGGAGGCUGCCCCCCAGAUGGGGUCAGCUGGGAGCCUCCCAGCGGCCUCGCCCUCCCCGCCCUGCUCAUCGGAAAACGUGUUCACAGCGCCGUCGCAGAGCUAUGAGAGCCUUCCGGAUGCUGCUCUACUCAAAAAGCACCUCGCUGACAUUCCACUGGAAGCUUUGGGGGCGCCACCGGGGCCGGCGGCGGAGCCUUGCACACCCCAAGAACCAUCUUUCACCCCAGGAAGGGGGUGUGACACCACAGGUGCCAUCCCCCUGCUGUCGUUUUGACUCCCCCCGGGGACCACCUCCCCCCCGGCUGGGUCUGCUAGGUGCUCUCAUGGCUGAGGAUGGGGUGAGAGGGUCUCCACCAGUGCCCUCUGGGCCCCCCAUGGAGGAAGAUGGAUUAAGGUGGACUCCAAAGUCUCCUCUGGACCCUGACUCGGGCCUCCUCUCUUGUACUCUGCCCAACGGCUUUGGGGGACCACCUGGGCCAGAAGGGGAGCGAAGUCUGGCACCCCCUGAUGCCAGCAUCCUCAUCAGCAAUGUGUGCAGCAUCGGGGACCAUGUGGCCCAGGAGCUUUUUCAGGGCUCAGAUUUGGGCACUGCAGAAGAGGCUGAGCGGACUGGGGAGAAAUCUGGCCAGCACAGCCCCCUGCGGGAGGAGCAUGUCACCUGUGUGCAGAGCAUCUUGGAUGAAUUCCUUCAAACUUACGGCAGCCUCAUCCCCCUCAGCACUGAUGAGGUAGUAGAGAAACUGGAGGACAUUUUCCAGCAGGAGUUUUCUACACCUUCCAGGAAGGGCCUGGUGCUGCAGCUGAUCCAGUCAUACCAGCGGAUGCCAGGCAAUGCCAUGGUGAGGGGCUUCCGAGUUGCCUAUAAGCGGCAUGUGCUGACCAUGGACGACCUGGGGACCUUAUAUGGACAGAACUGGCUCAAUGACCAGGUGAUGAACAUGUAUGGAGACCUCGUCAUGGACACGGUCCCUGAAAAGGUGCAUUUCUUCAACAGUUUCUUCUAUGAUAAACUCCGUACCAAGGGUUAUGAUGGGGUGAAAAGGUGGACCAAAAACGUGGACAUCUUCAAUAAAGAGCUACUGCUAAUCCCCAUCCACCUGGAGGUGCAUUGGUCCCUCAUCUCUGUUGACGUGAGGCGGCGCACCAUCACCUAUUUUGAUUCGCAGCGCACCCUGAACCGCCGCUGCCCUAAGCAUAUUGCCAAGUAUCUACAGGCAGAGGCAGUGAAGAAAGACCGGCUGGAUUUCCACCAGGGCUGGAAAGGUUACUUCAAAAUGAAUGUGGCCAGGCAGAAUAAUGACAGUGACUGCGGCGCCUUUGUGUUGCAGUAUUGCAAGCACCUGGCCCUGUCUCAGCCAUUCAGCUUCACUCAGCAGGACAUGCCCAAACUUCGUCGGCAGAUCUACAAGGAGCUGUGUCACUGCAAACUCACUGUGUGAGCCUCGUAUUCCAGGCCUCAAGCCCAUUCAUUAAUGGGCAGGGGGACAUGGGAGACCCUUCCUUCCCAAGAAACUCCAGUUCCCUUUGUCUCUAGCCUCUUCCCACCCAAUUCCCUUUGGAUUUUCAUAUUUAAAUGUUUUAAUUGAUUUCUGUAUUUUUUUUUCUUUGAGAGAACAUUUGUUGAUUUCUGAUGUUCAGGGGUUAGCCAUGGAACAUCCCCUUUUUCCUUCUGUCUACAGGGGAGUAUGGCCUUGUGGCCUAGGUGGGGCAGUCAUCUCCCUUCCAUGUGCAGGGCCGGGGGGGGCAGGAAAAUCUGUGCUGGGGUGGUGGGCGGGCAACGGGAUUACUGCCUGCCAGAUCUUCAAACUUUUUUUUAUAUAUAUAUAUAUAUUAAAUACCAUGGUCCUUCUCUGGUCAAUAAAGGAUCCUUUGGAGAUACAUAGUGGUGGUCUUCCUUAAGGGGCCUCAAACUAGUGGAUAUCUCUCCGGCUUUCCUCCAGUCAGUGCUGUUAGCUACCCUUUCAUGGAUCUUGAGACUUACGGGGGGCCAGCUUUCCAUCCGUGGCUCAGACAGUGCCAAGACCAUGUCUUCAACCAAAAGAAUCCCCCAGCAGGGGGAGCCAGGGCUGGAAGGAGGGAGAGUAGGUAAGCCUCAAAAAUAUGGGAGCUUGAGAGGUGCUGAAGUUGGGAACACAGCAUACUUAAGGGAGCCCACCAGGAUUCAUGACAGCAACCCCAAAUGCUCUUAAGCCCGUUAAGUCAGUUCCUUCAUCCUUUCUCCCUCCAGCCCGGGGGUAUGGCCCUUGAUUCCAUUAUCCCUGUACAUUCGGAGUCGGUGUCCGAUUUAUCUUUGCUGCAGGAGAGAACAAAAUUAAAUGUGGGUCCAGUGGAGACCUGGAGCAGAGGUAGAAGGAAGUGCUGGUCCCGGGAGCCCGGAAGUCCCUGGAGGCUGAAACCUCGCCCCCCUUGCGUGAUAGGGUCUGCUAGGCCACAUGACCAGGGCACUCUCGCCUCCGCACGUGUAGGGGUGCAGGGCACCAAGAUGGCUGCCAGGCCUCGAGGCCUGAGUCCUGUAUGUCACUUCCGUACCGGCAAGAACGGCGGGCCCUUUAGCCAAUGAGGCUGCGGGGCGGGCCU
Molecule: messenger RNA, 3117 nt
Organism: Balaenoptera musculus (blue whale)
Lineage: Eukaryota; Metazoa; Chordata; Mammalia; Artiodactyla; Balaenopteridae
Gene: SENP3
Product: SUMO specific peptidase 3
Exons: 11
Coding region: 255-1979 (574 amino acids)
Biological process (GO): protein desumoylation
Cellular component (GO): nucleus
Molecular function (GO): deSUMOylase activity
Source: RefSeq, a predicted model, not a curated record